CAGAACUGGAUAAGUAGGAGCUCUGAUGUGGUCAUCGUGGUGGAGACAAUGCUUUCCCGAUAGAUGGGGUUUCAGAUUUACUGUUGUAAAAUGAUAUAGAGGAUAUUUAUCUUUAUCAUUGUGUCAUCCCAUACCUUUAAGGCUGCAUUAGCUAAUGUCAUUCAUUGGCCAAAUGUUUCCCUCAGGAUUUGGCAUUGUUAUAGGAUGUCUGCUGCAAGCCAGGCUCUGUGCUAGGCAUCGCAGGCACAAAUACACACAGAGGAAGAGACAGUGAUGACUGCGAUGGGAAACACAGUGAAGCUCUGUAGGAAGCCAGAAGGCACGCCACCAUCACAAGACCAGCCGUGUUGUAAGCUUAGCGUCUGCCUGUUUGUUGGACUCACAGACCAUAUUAUCCCAGAUCAAGUGUUAUAUCUGCAUGAAAAGGCAACACUGGAGCCCACGACUGGUUUUCAGGCAGCUCUGCCUUUACCCUGACUUAUGUUGACAGAUAAGACAGGAGGGCUACCGGAGGGUGCUUGAGUCCUUCCUACCUAGGAAACCAAACGCAGACGAGACUCUGGAGAAGGAAAGUCUCAUCUCUCAUGGAGAAGUUCUGGGGCAUCGUGGAUGCCUGAGCUGAGACAGUGAUGUUCCUGUGACCACCAGCUGAGCAUCAGAAUCACUCCCCAGUAUCUGGAUGAUGAGAACCUUGAAAAAGACACCCCCUUGUCAUGGCAAGGGUAGAGGUCUGGGCAGUCCCACAGGACUUUAGAAGCAUCCAUCCUGGACGACCAGGGCAAUAAACACCUGUUUUGAGUUAAGAAUCAGGAUAAAUUCAAGGGAGACUCCCAACCACCACACCUCAGUUUUCCAAGGUCUGAGCAGCAGAAAUCCAAGAAGGGUCCUGAUUAUCAGCACUUCUUAAUCAUGACUACAGCUUCUGCCUGAGAGGCUUGAAGAUCAAAAAGAAAACACUACUCCAAGGAGAUGGAGCCCACCAGAGGCUGCUCUGGGCUCCUGACUUGUCUCUAGUUUACUUAGUGAAAACAACAGCAAUGAAGAGCUUGCAUAGGCAAGGUGUCAAGGGCAAGGGUUGAAAUGGCUGUGGGGCUGUGAACCUGUGCAAAUCCACCCACCAUCAAAGCUCAGUCCAACUAAUUUCUCUUCCUUUUGGUUCUCCAGGCCCUCGCUGGACCACAUGCGUCUCUCCCUCCUCUGAGCCCCUCUCACAAUGUGCAGUUUAGCAUUUUAUUAUAUUUAGUCUUAUAAUCUAAUUGUUCGUUGUACACUGAGUUACCACAACAAAAUCGCAUUUGUGUCUUUCAGUUCUUUGAAAUGAGAGAGUUACAGUAGCAGGCGUGCAGCAGGUGUUUAAUACUUAAUCUAAUUGGGGAUCAGAAAAUAAGAGCUUGUGGAAACGUUCAUAUAACUUCCUCCUUUCACAAAAUAGUACACAGAUCCAGAGAAUUGCUGCUUUAUCCAUUUCACAGGUGUCUAAUGAAACUUUCAAGCCUGUGCUGGGUGCUGUGCAGGAGAUAGAGAUGCCCAACAGAGGGGCCUGGCUCUCAUGGACCUUUCUGUGAGGCAUGGGUAAUAGGAUGCUUGCCCCAAUCACCAAAGGGGGAACCCCAAGAGGAAAGUAAAAAUAAGCCUGAGGGGUCUCAGGUGAGGGAGAUAAUGGGGCUUCUGAGGGACUCCAGGUGGGUUUAUGAAAAAGGUGGCAGCUGAAUUCCAUGUGGAAGGAUGUGCUCUGCAGGAACCGGGAAGGGGCAUCCAAGUGGGAGUAUGCCGUGGCCUUCACCAAGCUUUACAUCCAAGUCAACACCAGCCACGGGAGUCCGCUGGGACAGGUGUGACUGUGGCUGCCCUCCACGCCCAACCUUCUGGGGGUCUGCUGAGGAAGAGCAUGCCUGUGCACCAGACUCAGAGCUCAGAGUUCCUCUUGAUGUGGUCACCCAGCUCUCCACACCCAAAGAGCGCUGCCUCUCUCCUCUUCUCAGUUCUAUUUACUCCUUCUGGGGCUUCUCUGGUGGCUAAGACUGUAAACAAGCCUUCAAUGAGGGAGACCCGGGUUUGAUCCCUGGGUGGAGAAGAUGCCCUGGAGAAUGGUAUGGCAACCCACUCCAGUAUUCUUGCCUGGAGACUCCCAUGGACGGAGGUGGGCUCUGAGCCUCGAGGGUGGGCUCAGCCCCGGAACCCUAGACCGAGGCCCAGCUGCGUGCAGCGCCUCGGCCCACAUGUGCUGCGCGUUAGCCUCUCCCCUCAGGGCUUGGCGGGUCAUCAUAAGGUUCACAUCGCGCCCCGGAGACAGAUGCAGGCUUCUCUCUCAGCUCCUAUUCUGCGGGCGCUCCGCCCCAGGGUCUGCUCUUCCGCGAGGGAAGCCAGGCUGGGUCCUGUUUCUGGGAAAAGCAGUGGGUGGCUGAGCGAACUCAGACCCGACAGGCCCAGAGCUUCCAAGCUUUCCCCGGCCUGGAUUUUCAGCCUCCCACCUUCAACUUGACUUCUAGCUUCUGACGGCCAUGUCAAGGGGAGCUCUGAAAGUGGCAUCUGGAGUAAAAGGCAGCCUCUUGGGCCCUCCAGCAGCUGGUGUCUGAAGAAACUUUCAAGGCACUGUGCCAUGCCCUGUGCAGGAGACAGAGGUUCUCAAGAGAGGGGCCUGGCUCUCCUGGACCUUUCACUGAGGCAUGGAAAAUAGGAUGCAUGCCCUAAUCACCAAGGGAGGGAACCCAAGAGGAAGGCUUCCAAAAGGAGAACUUUGAGCUUCAGUGAAAGGCAUCAGAAAUUAGUAGAUAUAAACUAUUGCAAAAAAUUACAUGUCGAGGCACUACAAAGGCUACAGAAUCAAACCAGGGACCAAAUGGUGCAGAACGAGAAUGAUGACCGAGCUGAGCGCAAAAGGUUCCUCAGAUUAUUACAGGAUGAACAAUUUGAGCUGGAUAUGGAAGAGGCCAUUCAAAAGGCAGAAGAAAACAAAAGAUUGAGGGAGCUCCAGCUUGAACAAGAAGAAAAAUUGGCUACGGAACUGGCAAAACUAAAACAUGAAAGUCUAAAGGAUGAAAAGUUGAGGCAACAAGUAAGAGAAAACAGUGCUGAGCUCAGAGAAUUGGAGAAGAAAUUAAAAGCAGCUUACAUGAAUAAAGAAAGAGCAGCUCAAAUUGCUGAAAAGGAUGCCAUUAAAUAUGAGCAAAUGAAACGUGAUGCUGAAAUAGCCAGAACUAUGAUGGAAGAGCACGAGAGGUUAAUAAAGGAAGAGAGUGCUGCAGAGGACAAACAAAACCAAGCAAAAGCACAGUACAGUCAUGACUUAGAGAAACAACUGGAGGAACAAGAGAAGAAAAAGCAGGAAGCUUAUGAGCAGCUGCUGAAAGAGAAACUCAUGAUCGAUGAAAUUGUUAGGAAAAUCUAUGAAGAAGAUCAAUUGGAAAGACAGCAAAGGUUAGAGAAAAUGAAUACAACUCGAAGGUAUAUAGAAGAGUUUCAGAAAGAGCAGGCUCUCUGGAGAAAAAAGAAACGGGAGGAGAUGGAAGAAGAAAAUAGAAAAAUAAUAGAGUUUGCCAAGUUGCAGCAACAAAGAGAAGAAGAUCGAAUGGCAAAAGUUCAAGAAAGUGAAGAAAAAAGACUACAGCUUAAAAAUAUGCUGACUCAGAGGUUGGAAGAAAUGCUGCGGCAACGUGAAGAUUUAGAACAAGUGCGACAGGAAUUAUACCAGGAAGAACAAGCUGAAAUAUAUAAGAAGAAACUAGAAGAAGAAGCAGAAGAGAAAUUGAGAAAACAAAAGGAGUUGAAGCAAGAUUUUAUGGACCAAAUGGCCUUGAAGGAAUUAAUACUUCAGGCUGCAAAAGAGGAAGAGGAGACAUUUAGAAAAGCUAUGCUGGCGAAAUUUGCUGAGGAUGAUCGAAUAGAAUUAAUGAAUGCUCAGAAGCAAAGAAUGAAGCAACUAGAACACAAGAGGGCCGUGGAAAAACUUAUAGAAGAGCGCCGCAACCAGUUCCUUGCAGACAAACAACGUGAACUGGAGGAAUGGCAGUGGCAGCAAAGACGACAAGGAUGUAUAAACGCAAUUGUUGAAGAAGAAAGACUAAAACUUCUCAAAGAACAUGCUACAAAACUACUAGGAUAUCUCCCUAAAGGAGUAUUCAAAAAUGAGGAUGAUAUUGAUAUGCUUGGUGAAGAGUUUAGAAAAGCAUAUCAGAAAAGGAGUGAAAUUUCUGAGAAGUGAUACCAUCAAGAUUUGGUAAAACCUGGGUUAUUUUGUAUGUUACCACUAGGUGUCAGUGUGACUUCUGUUUUAGAGUUCAGUGAGUAGGACUCCUCCAUUGUCUCUGGAUUUUCUAAAACAUUUCUGUAUCAUUUAUAAACAACUAGUUGUAAGAAAACAUUUGUUUUCUGAUAAAAAUUAAUACUUUUAACUCCAAGUUUUCUUUCAAUCACUAUUGUUUUUGUACUGAUAAAACUAAAGAUCUGAAUUCUAUACCACACUCCA
Molecule: messenger RNA, 4465 nt
Organism: Bubalus bubalis (water buffalo)
Lineage: Eukaryota; Metazoa; Chordata; Mammalia; Artiodactyla; Bovidae
Gene: MNS1
Product: meiosis specific nuclear structural 1
Exons: 12
Coding region: 2840-4201 (453 amino acids)
Biological process (GO): cilium organization
Cellular component (GO): motile cilium
Source: RefSeq, a predicted model, not a curated record